Molecule: messenger RNA, 849 nt
Organism: Rotaria sordida
Lineage: Eukaryota; Metazoa; Rotifera; Eurotatoria; Philodinida; Philodinidae
Source: the annotation of a GenBank genome assembly
AUGUUUCACGAUGAUGAAGUUCCACUUCGUUCAGCUAAAAAGAUGGUUCGUCAGUUACGAGCUGCUAGUGAUCGUCUUUGUCGGAAUGAUUUUUUGUCUUCAAUGUACACUACGGAUUUAAACGAUGCUGAAAUGAUUGUCGAUUAUACGGAUAGCACUGAUGAUAAAAAUGAUGAAUCAGAUAGUCGUAUGCUGCUAGAUCAAUAUGAUGCAUUAUAUGAUCGUAUGGUGUUAGAAGAAAAUGAUGACGAAGUAGAAAAUUCUUCAGUUGUCUAUAGUGAUGCAGUUGUUGAUGCACCUGUCGAUGAUUCAUAUUUAAACAACAGUAAUGAUACAAACUCAAACGACGAUGAAAAUAAUUCUGCAGCUAAUGAUGUUACGCAUGGUCCACCUGGUAAAAAAGAUAUUGCAACUGCUCUUGCUCUAUUCCGACAUCGACACAAAUUAUCCAAAUCCUGUAUAAAUGAUUUAUGCGAUUUGUUACGUUUAUUUGGAGUGAUUAAUGUACCAUCUGAUUUUCGUUCAAUUGAGAAAAUUCUUAUGAAAAACGAAGAAAAUAUUUUACAGGGUCAAAGUUAUAUUGUUUGUUCACAAUGUGGUAAUAAAGGCACUAGCUUAACAAACUGUGACAGUGUUCAAUGUAAAUCCAACACUGGUUUCAUGUCAACACCUACAACACUAUGCACAUUUAAACUUUUUCCACAAAUAAAAUCGAUUCUUGAGCGACAUAAUACUAUUCCUGAACCAGAUGGUACAACCUCUGCUACAUCUGAUAUUCAAGAAGGUGAACGAUGGAAUAAUCUUGAAGAAGUUCAGCCGUUCGAUUUGGAUUAUUUGUAUGGUGAUUAA